GUGGCAAGACAGCGCGGGUUAUUAGAACGCCUCUUCUACCGUUAAAAUAUGAGCAUUUUAGCGUCGAGGUAGUGACGUACUCUAUCCGCUCUUUUUUUUUUUCAGAUGAGCCCUACGGCUGUCUUCUAAUUUCCAAAGAGCCAAACGUUUCAUUUUUUCCCUUUACCCAUCGGCAUUGACUGCGCAUGGGCGGCAAUCAUACGUGCUUCUGUCACGAAACAGACGCUAGUGCUCCAGAGGCGCCCAAACAGCCAUGGCUGAAGAAAGUAACAGUGGACACACGCCUCCUGCGUUUAACUUCGACGACGAAGCAAUGCCGAGCACAAGCCAGGAAUUCUUCGAAGGCGCUUCGGGCACUUCAGACUGUAGCACUACGAUUUGCGAUGACUCCUUCGAAGACCUGUGGAACGCGAUGAACAGCCACAACGAUGCCACGGACGUCACUGGCCAUACACAUCUCACUGAAAGCGGAAUCGCCAGUGCCCAACCUGCGGAGUUCAGGAGCAGCGUUGAAUAUGCACAGACCAGUACAAGCCGCGCAGGCAUGGAGGAAGCAUCGGUCAUUCCGGGAAACAUUGCUAGCAUUUCUGGCGAUGCCUGGCGUUACCAGUGGAACACUCAUCAAAGGCCAAUAACCGACGGUACUUACAACGUCGACGGUGUGACUGACAAUGGCAACACGAGUUACCUGCACCUGGGGUCCAGCACCAGCAUUGAUCACGCAAUGCCCAGCACAAGCCGCACAGGCAUGGAGCAAGCACCUGCCAUUACAGAAGGCGGCGCCAGAAUUCCUGAGACAACCCGUGUUGACAAAGCGAACACGCAAUACCACCUGGCUGAUAGCACAUACACCGACUGCGGUAGGUGCGGGAAUGUUUUCGGUCACUGGUAUACCAUGCCUUGCCGUCAAGGACAUACGCACAACACAGAAACCGGGAGCACUUCUUUCACACAUCUGGUCUAUAGCAGCAGCCCAGUCGCCAGUACAAGCUACGCCCACAUGGAGGAACGAUCGAACAUUUUUGGAAACGACGCCUGGAACGCUACUGGAACUGGAGGAAGGGGAGGGCGAGAAUUCUGCGAUUUUACUGGCAAUGUUUCGAGCAAACAGGAUGCCUCACAUGGGCAUGCCGACGGAGACACGGGCGAUGCCGCCCACAUUUUCAAAGCAUCCGAACUAACGUCUGUAAAGAAUUCGAAGUUCGUAAAACACUGCCGGAACACAACAGGCAAACAACACAAGUGCGAAACGUGUGGCAAAUCAUUCGGCCAGGCUUAUAAUCUGACUCUACAUAGCCGCACGCACACGGGCGAGAAACCUCACAAAUGCGAUAUUUGUAAUAGAGAGUUCAACCAGUCUGCUCAUCUAACUAAACAUAAGCGCACUCAUACAGGCGAGAAACCCCACAAAUGCGAUAUUUGUAAUAAAGCGUUCACCCAGUCUAGUCAUCUAAAUGAACAUAGGCGCACGCAUACAGGCGAGAAACCGCACAAAUGCGAUAUUUGUAAUAAAGCGUUCACCCAGUCUAGUCAUCUAAAUAAACAUAAGCGCACGCAUACAGCCGAGAAACCCCAUUAAUGCGAUAUUUGUAAUAGUGUUCCGCCAGUCUUCUCAUCUAAAUGACCAUAAGCCCACACAUGCAGGCGAGAAACCGUACACUUGCGAAGCAUUUAGUAAAUCACUCGUGCGGAUGACGGAUCUCUGUAGGUACCAGUACGCUCACACGGACGAGAGGCCCAAUGUAUGCCCCAAAUCUACUACACCACUUGAAACAAAACAAGAACUCAGGCGUCAUCUCAACAUCCCUUGUAGUGACAGAGCUUUCGUUUGCAAAUUAUGUAAUGAAUCGUUUUUAGACAACUCACGUCUCAGUCAUCACCGCCAAAGCAUACACGGGGACAAAACACUGUCUGGGUCAUAUCACUACACCGAGAAAGAAACCCUUGACGGAUACCUGUGCCAGAAUAAUACUUGCUACUUAUGCGGAGAUUCAUUUGGAGACGAAGUUAGACUAACUGCGCACCUCGUGACACAUAGGGAUGGGCAGCCGUAAUAUUCUCACUAGCACGCAAGUAAAUCACCCACGGCUUUUGCAUAACAACGUGACAGUGAAGUAUUGCUGGGAAACAACGCUGACACACUUUCACAGGAGUGAGAAACUAACCAAACGUACCUGUGCAAAGGCCGGCUUCUUUUUACAUUUAAAACUGUCUAGUAAAAUGCAUGAUGUGAUCGAUGCCAUCUGGUUUUUCAAAAUUACGAGACAAAACGUCGUCGCCAGGAGUAUUUGGGGUGCUUCAAGGUGGAAGUAUAUUGCAGGUCCUGGCCAGCGCUUACUGUUCGCACAACUACAUGUGUCAUUCGCGAAAGCAGCUUUAGCACAUUUAUUUCAAGACAAAUCUUGAUGGGCUGCAAGCUUGUGUUUUGUGUAAGUAGAAGGUCGAGACGGCCGCACAAGAUCCUUGACUCCCCGUUCCAUUAGAUUUUUUUGCAAGUGUUUUGAAAUGUACUAGUAAGCAAGCUCUAAUGGACCCUCUGCUUAAUUAUUUUGCAGUGUGGUCAGAAGGGAACAUCCCUCACUGAAAAGUAAUCUGUCAAGUAAACUGUCAUUAAGGAACUUAAGCCCUGCUGCCUUCCAGAGUCCGGUUUUACGACAAUGUAUAGACGCAUCCAGCGCUUGCAAAAAUUUAUUUCGUUUAAAAUUUGUCCAAUGUAUUGACUGUUUUGGUUCUCUUGGCUCUUGUAUUCAUACCUAAAAUCUUUCUUGGAAACCAUAAACUAAGCUGAUGACGUGAGACUAUUAGAUUGAAAUAAUUUGGAGAUUACGUGUUCUCGCACUACGAAAAUUUUACUUGUUUUAUUGUGGCGGCUUCAUGUUUUCAAGGGCAGUCCUUCAUACACUUGGAAGACGUCUGUUAUGACUCCCACUGUUCUGUAUUUAGAGUUGUGGAAUUUUUUUAGUGACGUGUGACAAACGCAUCUGCGCGAGCAAUGACAGGAAAUGUGAGAUGCAGGUUUUAGGCAUAUUGACACGCGCACUUGCACAUCUUCUUGUGAAUGCGCUUCACCGGCUUACAAUCGCCGGUUACCACUCAGUGCAUGACGCGCCUGCAUGCAUCAGAUGAUUCUCGAGGUUUCUUGUUGAUUAUAUAUUUUUUUCUACGUUCUAGUCAAACCUUGUAUAAUCAGAUUGCACGCGCGACGCUGAUACAGUCCUGCAUUCUGGAAGGCAUGCAAGCACCAAGGAUUGCGCUGGAAUCUUCGAUGAUUCAUGCGACGUUCGUUAGCCGUAAAUCUCUUGUUGGGUGAUCGACGCUUGUGCCCAUAACUAUCUUUCUGUCCGAGUGCAACUUGUUUUGUGGGUUCACGUUCGCCCAAUAAAGAGUAUUUCGGGGCA
Dermacentor albipictus is the source of this 3398-nucleotide messenger RNA. Its product is annotated as zinc finger protein ZFP2-like. Lineage: Eukaryota; Metazoa; Arthropoda; Arachnida; Ixodida; Ixodidae. Gene Ontology annotation, biological process: regulation of transcription by RNA polymerase II. The record is from RefSeq and is a predicted model, not a curated record. Gene Ontology annotation, cellular component: nucleus. Gene Ontology annotation, molecular function: RNA polymerase II cis-regulatory region sequence-specific DNA binding; DNA-binding transcription factor activity.